UGUGCGUGAGGGAGAGGCGGGGUGAGCGACGCGGGAGCUAGGCUGUGCUCUCUCGUGGUUGCGCGGCAGAGCAAUUGUCUCUGUUUUCUUGUUAUUUGUUCGCUGCGCUCCUCAGCCGUGUCCCGCUCCUCCCCUGCGCGCCUCACCCGGGCGGGGCGGGGUCUCCUCCCCCUCGAGGUGUCCGUGAAAGUCCCCUCGGGCACCAGGCAGCGGGAGGCAGCCGAUACCCAACGGUCCUGAGAGAGGUGUCCAGUUCUGAGGGAGGGAGCUUGCCCCUCGUUCUCCAGCCCCGGGCCAGCAUCAAGGCCCACAAACUGCAUCUUACUCCAGCCCGGGAUCCAUCGCCCACUCCAGCCAGUGACCCUACCCCCAUGCCAGAUCUGGAGCCCUCGGCUGGGUCAGCCCUGGAGCCCUUGCCAAUAUUAACCAGGGAGCCUCCACUGCCCCAGCUCAAGGAUGAACCGACCAGGACUGCAAUGAAGAGAGGCCUAUCCCGGAAGCCAGCAGCAAGGCUGGAGGCUGCCAGGAGCAAUAGAUGGGUGGCACUGGACCAAGAUGCCCACUUGUCACCCUAUGUGAGGCUGAAGAGGCUGCAGAUCUCAGAGGAGGAUGAAGAAAAGGAGGAGCUUUUCCCCACCCGAAGUGAGAGCUCAGGGGAGAAAGAGAAGCUGAACCUGGACUGGCAAGAGUUCAGAGAUGAGACAGCCCAACUGCAGGUGCUGGAGACUGCGCUGCCUGGCUCAGAGACCGCCACUGUCACGGAGAUCAUGGCCCCCAGGCUGCAAGGCAAAGCGGCCAGCAACACCCCCAGGCUGCAGGGCACAGCCAUCUGGCUGCAAGGCGGGGCAGCCAGCAGUCUCCCUGGGCUACAGGGUGGGGCCCCAGGGUUGCAGGACAGGGCGCAGAUCAGCACCCCCAGGUGGCAGAGUGCAGCUCCCAGACUGCGGAGUGUGGCACCUGGGACGCCAGGUCUGACAGAAACAGAUACUCUCAGGGUGCGGCGCGUUGCCCAAGGAACACCAGCGUUGGCGAUGUGGACAGAAACUGCAGCACUCAGGUCACCAGCCCCCAGACCCAAGAGCCCACGGAAGCUGAGCAAGCAUUUCCUUUUCUCCUCCACCUGCUGCAUCCUUCUUCCCUUCCUGCUCAUCUUGGGCUUCUCUGGUUGGUUCCUGUGGGAGCACAGCAGCCCCGUCUCUGUCCUGGGGUUGAUGGAGCAAUGGCAGCUGGGCUGGAGCCAUGUCGCCAGCCUGUGGAGAGAGCCAGAGGAGGAGUGCAGCUCACAGUGCAGUUUGGUGCUGGUGGAAAGCAUCCCUGUGGGCCUGGAUUACAACCUCUCUAGCCCCCGCCACCUCCCCAUUUUCCAGGCCUGGAUGGACCUGUUGGAUGCUGCCAACCGCUCUGUGGACAUUGCAGCUUUCUACUUCACUCUCCGGGACUCAGACACGCAGGAGGAAGAACCCUCAUCCUGGCAGGGCAGGCAGGUGUUGGAGAAGCUGCAGGACCUGCCCUCUCGGGGGGUGAAGCUCAACAUUGCUGUGAACAGCCCCCAAAAGUCUGACCGAGACACCAAAGAGUUGGCCAGCAAAGGUGCAGACAUAAAGUAUGUGGAGUUGGAGCGCCUGACUGGGGGAAUUGUGCACACCAAGUUCUGGGUGGUGGAUGGCAAGCACGUCUACAUUGGCAGCGCCAACAUGGACUGGCGCUCACUGACACAGGUAAAGGAACUGGGUGCUGUGCUCUACAACUGCAGCUGUGUGGCCGGUGACCUGCACCGAAUCUUCGCCAUGUACCAUGCAUUGGGAGGGCAGGGGGCCUCACUCCCGACAGUGUGGCCAGCUUAUGUCUCCGCGAAAUCCAGCCUCAGCCACCCCCUGAAGCUGCAGCUCAAUGGCAGCAGUGCAGAACUGUACCUCUCUAGCUCCCCUCCUGCCCUCUGCUCCACAGGCCGUACCCCAGACCUCACAGCCAUUGUCAGCACCAUCCAGGAUGCCCAGGCCUUUGUCUACAUCUCGGUGAUGGACUAUGUGCCCCAGUGCACCUUCUGUCAGCCCAAGAGGUUCUGGCCAGUCAUUGAUGAUGCACUGCGUGCUGCGGCCUGCAACAGGCACGUGAAGGUGAGGUUGCUUAUCAGCUGCUGGCAGCACUCAGAUCAGUCCAUGUUCCUGUUCCUGGAGUCGCUCAGUGUCCUCAGCCAGGAGCCUCUGGGCUGCCCGAUUGAAGUGAAACUAUUUGUUGUCUCCGCAUCGGUUGAGCAGAAACCCAUUCCCUUCUCCCGUGUCAACCACAACAAGUACAUGGUGACCGACCGCCUGGCCUACAUUGGCACCUCCAACUGGUCUGAGGAUUACUUCACCAACACUGCAGGGGUGGGGCUGAUCGUCAACCAGAGUGAGGCUGCCCCUGGGGUUACCCAGCUCACCUUGCGGGAGCAGCUGGAGGCUGUGUUCCAUCGGGACUGGAGCUCUCCCUACUCACAGCCACUCAGCCCCAAGCCCAGCUGUGCUGCCAAGAACUGAGAGCAGUUAGUUCCCUGCCCGAAUGCUGGGCCAGGCCCAGGACAUUUGCAGCCUCCCUUGGAAAUCCAGCCCCAUGGCAGCUUGCAUCAGACUGCUUCUGCUCUCCCCUGCUCCAGGAGGGAUCCCACUAGCCAAAGAAGGACCAAUGCAGGCAGCAGCAAUGAAACACCCGAGGGGGGCCCUGGAUGCCAGCAUGUGACUUGUCAGCAUUUAGUGCCGUGGCUACGCUCUGAAGCUGGGGGUUUGGGGCCCUGGCACGUGGACAUUAGCUAAAUCUCAGGCAUAGGUGCCAACUUGGUGGGUGCUCUGGGGCUCAAGCACCGACAGGAAAAAAAAAAAGGGGGGGGUGCUGCUAUUGGGUGGGGCCUGUGACUGGCCCCGAAACAGUUAUUUGGCAACUAACGGGAGGCAUUCUGGGGAGGGUAAAGAGGACAAGCAGCAGGCAAGAGGGUUGCGGGGGAGGGGAGGAUUGGAGGCGCAAGCAACAAGAAAAACAACUCAGUGCCUAUGGUCUCAGGGUCUAAAACCCUCUCCCAGAAGGGAUGGGCACCUUCAUGGGGAGAGGAGCUAGCCUUAUAUUUUAUUUGGGAACUGAACUUCUCCAGUUUCAUUACAGGUAUUUGUUUUAGGUGGGUCCCACUUACAGGUGCUGGAUUAGAACCUGGCUUCCUGCACUCAGGGCUGGGGGAGGAAAAUAAGUCUUGGGGAAGUGGCAGAAAGAAAUAGGAACAAAAGUAGUUCAUAGGCUGCAAGCCAGUGCAAAGUGGCACUGCCCCAGGGCUGAAUGGAGGGGCUGGUUGCAGCAGUGCCCCAGGGCCAGAUGUGUCUUGCUGUAUUGCAGGGGCCUGGGCCCUUGUCCUUUGGCCAUGUCAGCUGUGAUGCCAUUUUAGCGGCUGAACUGAUGCAGAUUUGGAGAAUACAGUUUGGUGUGUGGAGAGCGAUACAGCCAGCACCGAGAGCUGGGUGCUACAGCUGUGGCCAUAGGUGCCAGAGGAACAAAGAACCACAGCCACCUAAAAGCACUUAAAUGCAAAAUGUCUGGGUUUAAUCUGUCCCUUGAUCUGUCUUGGUCUCAAAGUGCUAAGGGUUGCAGAUCUCCAAAGGCCUCCCAUCUCUUUGUGAACUGAUAGGCUCACCUCUGGGGCAGGGUGAUUAUGGCUCAGAGACAAUCUUCCAGGAGGUGGGGUAGGGCUCAGAGAGGGUCUCCCCCUCUUUCCAGGAUUGCCGAUCCAUUUAUUGUAUUGCUUACCAUAGAGGAUAUUGCACUAGUUUAGAGAAGUGGCUUAAGGGGCUGAGCGUGUGUGUUUAAUGUGGGGCAGGGUCCAUGUGUGUAUGUGUGGAUCUGAGCACUUGGUGCUCUCAAACCAAGAUGCUAGGUGUGCAUGGGGAAUGGGAAGUGGUGGUGGGGGUUUGCUGGGGGAGGGGCAGGCAACAGAAAGCUGUGACAUACUGUGAGAGGCAGCCCCCUGAAAUCAACUCCCAGGAGCCACAAUCAGGGAGUUGUUGCAGGGGUAUCAUGGCCCCCUUAGUGGGUGAAUUUCAAGGAGUUGAAAGGGGUGGCUCCCUGUGAUUGGGGAUUCAGAGGGAUGAGGUCCUGUGGGUCAAUCCUGGUUGGGGAUGGGGGGUCUCAGACUGGGAUUUGGGGUAGGAAUUACAGGGCUCCCACGAGCUGUGGCGGGGACAGCCCGGGCGGCGCUGGGGGCGGGAGCUGCUGACCCGGGCACGUGGGAAAGGUACGGCUUUUCAGAGUUUAUUUUUGUACCUGACUGCCCAAUAAAACGGGAUUUG
Chelonoidis abingdonii (Abingdon island giant tortoise) is the source of this 4307-nucleotide messenger RNA. NCBI's taxonomy places the organism in Eukaryota, Metazoa, Chordata, Testudines, Testudinidae. The record is from RefSeq and is a predicted model, not a curated record.